Molecule: messenger RNA, 1440 nt
Organism: Leptosia nina
Lineage: Eukaryota; Metazoa; Arthropoda; Insecta; Lepidoptera; Pieridae
Source: the annotation of a GenBank genome assembly
AUGAGGCGGUUUCGUAAGACGAAGUUUCACUCCCUCGACAAAAUGCUGAGGAAUUUCUACGUGGCUCUCCUCCUGUGGCGGAUCGAUUGUGUCGUUGAAAGCACUAAAGUGGUUAAAAGCAACAUGCGCUAUCAAACAACAUCUCCACUAAGCCGCGUUGGGCCCACAGCGUCACAACGAGAUGCGGAGCCGGACUUCGUUGGGCCUAUCGAAAAUGUUACCGUUGCUUUGGGCAGAGAGGCGGUACUUACUUGCUCCGUUUCAGAUAUAGGAGACUAUAAGGUGGCGUGGAUAAGAGCUGAUGAUCAGACGAUACUGACUCUCCACACACGUUUGGUGACGCACAGCUCUCGCUACGCUGUCACCAAUGACUCCCCGAGUUCGUGGCAGUUGCACAUUCGUCCUUUGAAGAUCGAGGACCGGGGUUGCUAUAUGUGCCAGAUCAAUACCAGCACUAUGAAGAAGCAAAUCGGUUGUGUCGAUGUUUUAGUUCCACCGAACAUCGUGGAUGAAGGAACAAGUGGCGACAUGGUUGCACGAGAAGGUACAGACGUCAGUCUUUCUUGCAAGGCUGAAGGUAGACCACUUCCUCGGAUUCUGUGGAGGAGAGAAGACGGUUCAAAUAUAUUGCAGAGAAAUGAAGCUGGAGAGCUACAUAAAGUUGAUAUGUACACGGGGCCGUCCUUGAACCUCACAAAGGUGGAUCGCAAACAAAUGGGUGCGUACUUGUGUAUAGCCUCCAACGACGUGCCACCUUCCGUCAGCAAGAGAAUCAUGCUCAGCGUUAAUUUCAGUCCAUCAAUAUCAACGCUAACAAAGGUGAUAGGAGUUCCUACGGGGUCGCAAGCAACCUUGGAAUGUAAUGUUGAAGCGUAUCCACAUGCCAUCAACUUUUGGCUGAAGAGUGGUGAGAAGACAAUGAUUCUGUCAAGUAACAAACACGAAAUCAGAGAGGUGAGGGUAUCUCCGUACCAAGUGAAGAUUGUUUUGACUAUAUCGGAGUUCUCUACUGAAGAUACAGGCACCUACACCUGUGUGUCGAGUAAUACUAUAGGAAAGGCCGAAGGGACUUUGAGAUUGUAUGAAAUAAAAAUUACUACAACCACGACGACGACGACAACCACAACCACAACGACCACCACUACGACGACCACGACACCACCGCCCACUACCACCGAGUUAACGACACAACCACCACUGCAGCCAGCUGAACAAAAAUUUUUCACACCAGAUGUAACAACAUUCGAUACAAUGCAGAACGUUAUAGAGCAGUCCGUCCUCGACAACAACUGGCUACCAACUGUCGAUUCUCGCGGAACGCGAUCAAUACAAACUUCCAUCUUAAUUCUUGGUCUACCCACAUUUCUUUGCUUUUUACGUUUAUUACGAAUAACAGAUUUUAUAUUAGGAAAUCAAUACGUUUUCCAAUGUUCAAGAUGA